Centruroides sculpturatus (bark scorpion) is the source of this 1808-nucleotide messenger RNA. RefSeq names its product regulator of G-protein signaling loco-like. The transcript has 2 exons. Lineage: Eukaryota; Metazoa; Arthropoda; Arachnida; Scorpiones; Buthidae. The record is from RefSeq and is a predicted model, not a curated record. Bases 132 to 1646 code for a protein of 504 amino acids. Gene Ontology annotation, molecular function: protein binding; GTPase activator activity.
AAAAAAAAAAAAAAAAGGCGGAAUGCAGGCUUUGUCCCGUCGGAUCGUAAUGGAAAAACAUUUUUAAAAGUUCGACCUCCACUUUUUACCGUAUUCAGGAUGCCUUAUUUAUUACAUAAGGAAUACACUUAAUGUCGCCAGUAAUAUCUAACAAAAUGCAUCAACACAGAAGACGAAAGAAGCGUCCGAGUUACGGAGUGAGGACGGUGGAGAUCGUGCGGGGAAAGAACGGAUUCGGAUUCACCAUUUCCGGACAGGCCCCCUGCAUACUGAGUUGUAUAGUUAGCAACAGUCCGGCCGAGAAAGCCGGACUCAGACCCGGAGAUUUUCUGAUAGCCGUGAACGGACAGAAUGUUUCCAAAGUUCCUCACGACGAUGUGGUGAGACUGAUUGGAAGUUCAACCGGAUUGCUUAAGCUGCAGAUUGCGGAAAAUUACUAUUCGGAUUCUUCCGAGGAGGAAUUUGUCACCGUUGCCAGAAGCCGUCCGAAAUAUCCCCACAGAAUGAGAAACAGACAGCAGUUGAAUGUUUGUCGUGCUGAGAAGGUCGUUCACGAUCUUCAGACUGGUGCCUUGUUUGUGGAUCAUAUUCAGGGAAGUAAAGUUGAAGCCGAAAUACAUAAACGGUCUCGGGACCAGAAGUGUCCAUCCGCGGAAACGUUACUGCCAUUAACCGGCCGAUCGAAUAAGGCUCUGUUAGAUUUAAUUUUACAACAAAGAUUACAAGAAACGAACAAUAGAGUUACUUCUGCUAAGCCGUCCAAUAGAGAGAAUGCUCAUAUUUUAAAACAGAAACAACAAGUAAACAUUGUGAAAAAAAAGGAACAAAAACAACAUAAAAAUCGAAAUCAUAGUGUUCAUAUAAAUUCUCCUUGUUCUACUAACGAAGUAUUUAAUUCAAUUUUUACCGAGCAGGAUUUAAAUGACAUUCUCUAUCCGUCAAAUUUCUUCCGUCAAGUACAAAAUGAAGAAAAUGAAGAACCAAAUGAUUCGGUGAUCUUAAAAGCAGUUGUCGGUUACUUGGGAACAAUUGAAAUGCCCAAAGAGCCACAACUUCCGAGUUCACGUUUGCAAACAAUAAGAAGUUGUAUUAGAAGACUUCGUAUUGAAAAGAAAGUUCACACUUUAGUGUUACUUUGUGUUUAUCCCGAAAGUGUUGUGCUUACUAAUCCACAUGGAUUGACCUUAGCAGAGUUUCCGGCAGAAAAAAUAACAUUUAGUGGUGUUUAUGCCGACGAUAAGAAAUUUUUUGGAUUAGUGACCAGUCAUGGAACAAGUAGUGAUGAAAUGAGUGAAGGAAGUCACGAAGGACCAGUAUCUGUUAGCAGUUCAUGUCAUGUUUUUAUGGUUGACACUAAAUUAUUGCUUCAUCAUCAACAUAUUAAGCGUGCCAAAGCAUUUCGGAUAAGUUGCACACCAGAUCCUGUAACUAAUAAAUGCAGAGAAUUUCCAGAAUCUGCAGAUUCGAUUCUUCAAGCUAUAGUAAGUUUAUAUAGAAAUAGAUUGGCAAUCAGUGUUGAUGCUGCAUCGGGAAUGGUUGAUUUUCAUCUUCACAUGUCACCUCAACCUAGUAAUACCAGCAGCAAUAGUAGCAAUAGCGACAGUGGUAUUGGAUUCCGAGAUGAAGGUGAGCCAAAGUUGAGCUAACAGUUUAUCUUAUUUCACUAUUAUACUAUUUAAAUAAAAAAAUAAAUCAAACUUUCUGUUCCUUCAUUUUAGAUUGAAACAAUAGAGAGUAAAACAAUAUUUAAUUUUACUGAAGUAAUUUCACUUUAAACAAUUUUGUCAUACACGUCUUUUAUAUUAAUU